AUGGGACUGUACACUGAGCUUCCACAGGACGUCCAGGAGGUUGAUGUGAUUAUAGCCGGAGGCGGUACCGCCGGCUGCAUCGUCGCAGCCAGGCUGGCCGACGCAGAUCCCGACCUCUCCGUCCUCGUUAUUGAGGAGGGUACCAACAAUCUGGGGAACCCAAUGAUCUCCAAGCCGGCCUUCUGCUAUACCCACGCAUUACCUGGAGGCCAGACCACUAGGCUUUACAAAGGUAUCAAGGAACCUAAUAUUGCUGGCAGAGAGAUUCAUGUCCACUCUGGAGCCAUUCUUAGAGGCGGCUCUGCCAUAAACAUGAUGAUGUAUACACGAGGGCAGCGAUCAGACUAUGAUGCUUGGCAGACUCCUGGCUGGUCAGCUGAUGACAUGCUUCACUAUCUGAAGAAGUUUGAGAUUUACCACGGCCUUGGGCAGCAAGCCUAUCAUGGCGACGAUGGCCCAAUCCAUGUAUCCGAUGGAGAUCCCACUUCCGUCCCAGUCGGCCAAUACAUCGCCGUAUCAAGCUUUACUGUCUAUCCGUACUCACGUGGUCAUAUCCACAUAAGCGGGCCCUUGCUGGAUGACGAGCCAGAGUUCGCCAGCGGCUUCUUUUCAGAUACCGCAGGGCUAGACAUCAAGAAGCACGUAUGGGCCUACAAGGCCCAGCGCGAGAUAAUCCGACGCAUGGCCUGCUACCGCGCUCCCCCCUCGCCCGAGGCCACGCGACGCAUCGCGUACACGGCUGAAGACGACGCCGUGCUGGAGAAGUGGCUGCGGGAGAACGUCAACACCACAUGGCACUCCCUUGGCACGUGCCGGAUGGGUGCGCGGGCGGAGAUGGGGGUUGUCGACCCGGGACGGGGCGUGUACGGGGUCAGCGGCCUCAAGAUCGCCGACAUGAGCAUCGCGCUGCAGAACGUGGCGGCAAAUACGGCCAGCACGGCGAUGGCUAUCGGGGAGAAGGCGGCUGAUCUCUUCAUACGGGAGCUUGGCCUGGCCAAGCAUUAG
Molecule: messenger RNA, 1005 nt
Organism: Anthostomella pinea
Lineage: Eukaryota; Fungi; Ascomycota; Sordariomycetes; Xylariales; Xylariaceae
Source: the annotation of a GenBank genome assembly